Ostrea edulis (European flat oyster) is the source of this 902-nucleotide messenger RNA. RefSeq lists its product as uncharacterized. The coding region runs from base 582 to 890 and encodes 102 amino acids. The record is from RefSeq and is a predicted model, not a curated record. Gene Ontology annotation, molecular function: oxidoreductase activity, acting on the CH-OH group of donors, NAD or NADP as acceptor. Gene Ontology annotation, cellular component: cytoplasm. NCBI's taxonomy places the organism in Eukaryota, Metazoa, Mollusca, Bivalvia, Ostreida, Ostreidae. The transcript has 3 exons.
CUUAAUAAAGUCUAUUGUAGAUAUUUCAUAUAGAUCAUCUGAUAAACAAAAUCUUGAUAAACUAUUGUAAAUGUUUGAUAUAGAUUAUCUGAUCAAAAGAAUCUUCUCUAUUGUACCUGUGUUAUGGUGUGCAUGCAAAGUGAAGAUAACGAACAGUGAUCAAUCUCAUAAUUCCUACAAGCAAUACAAAAUAGAUUGUUGGGCAAACACGGACCCCUGGACACACCAGAGGUGGGAUCAGGUGCCUAGGAGGAGUAAGCAUCAUUGUUGAUGUGCUAAACUGCUAAACGUUUGUCUGUCAGUCCUUUCUCUCACUACGUGGUGGAUUUUGUUUAGUAAUUGAAAGGGCAAUAGUCUGUCUCUCUCUCCCUGAAAAUGAUAGUGUAAGUAACUUUGACAGCAUGUGGUACAUAAAGGUAUAGAAUUAAAUGAUGAAAAAAAAAACCAACCCACGCACUUGUGAUGAUCGGUCUCAAACAGCAAAUGAAUUCGAGUUGAAAUUUAAAGUACAUAAGAUAAAUGGAAAUAUGUAACAAAAUAAGAUGUGUAUGUUGCUAAGUUUUGAGAUUUGAACUCAUCAGAUGCUGAGUGGUCAAGUGGGAAUUGUGACUGGAGGAGCCCAGGGGAUUGGGAAGGGGUGUGCCGAAGCCUUACUGGACAACGGUGCUAACGUGUGCCUAUUAGAUGUUAAUGAAGAUGUUUUGAAACAGACGACUCGCGAACUUGCAAUCAAAUUUAGCAAAGACCGCGUCAUUUCCAUUCAUUUUGACGUCAGAAAUCAGACACAAAUGGAAGAUGACGUAUUCCAGUACUGGACGUACCAGGGGUCGCUGACCACACCCCCUUUGUUAGAGAGUGUCACCUGGAUCAUAUUCAAAGAUCCGGUGUAGAUUUCUCAGGAU